GAAAAUGGGAAAAUUUCGUUCAAAACUAAAGCGCCAUUCCAAGGGGAAAAAUUGGAGCAAAGGACAUUCGUCCACCUCAAAUCCCGAGCAGAUGAAACAUCGUCUCAAGGCAAAGUCGAGAUUUUUUCAACCAAAUUUGAGUUUGGCCCCCAAAGAGGAGGAGAAAAAUCCCAACUCUCUGACAUUGGAAGCCGUGUUAAAACAUGAACAACGUUUGGCUUAUAAUGCCGAAACGACAACAGUUAAUGAUGUUGCUGGUAGUUUGAAAUCGUUCAGCAUAACCGAUGAAGAUGAAGACUUAAUGUCCGAGUCACAGGGUGGUGGCACCUUUAAGACAUUUAAAACAUUUGCCUCCAACUACAGUACUUGUAGUAAUAUGAGUUUUAAAAAACUGUUGAUUGGCUUUCGGGCCUCUUCGGAUUUACACAAAGAAAUGUUGGCUAUUUUAACCGCACUCACGGAAAUCAUUAAAGAACGUGGCGGCACUGAAUCAUCAACAGAAUAUUUCCUCUUGUUGAUGGAACAAAUUGAAGCCAGUACUGAGGAUAAAGAUAUUAUAGCGGGAAUUUCUUUAUUGGGUAUGGGGAUCAAAUCGGUACCGGCUGCUGUUUUAAGAAAACGUUUCAGUGAAACUGCCCAGACACUGAUGUCGUGUAUGCAGCGUUUCAUCGAUUCACCCAAUCAGAAUAUAAUGAAAUAUAUAAUUGGCUGCUUAUCGGUAUUGCUAAGGGCCCAGGAUUACAUGACCUGGACAUAUUCCUCCACCUGGCAGUAUAUUGAUACUUUACUAUCAUUUUGCAUACAUUCUAAGCCAAAGAUCCGCAAAGCAGCCCAACAUGCCAUUGUCUCCAUUAUACAUGGCAGUUCAUUUAUGUUACCACCCAAACCCAAAGAUGAUGAGGCAGAAGAUGGCGAACCCGAAACCCAACCCGAACAGCCACAAAUUAAAGCCCAUCCAGCCAGUAAUCGUGUAACCAAAUUCUGUCUCAAUCAAUUUAAGCCGGAAGUUUUGGCCCAACAACAAACCACAGUUUUGCAUACCCUGUCACUGUUAAAAGAAACCAUUAGCGGUUUUAAAACCGAUGAUAUUCGUAAUGUCUGCGAACAUCUGCUAUCGAUUAUGACGGCAUCUAAUAUUUUGGUACGCACAAAUUGCCUUCAGACUUUACACGCCCUCUUCCUUUCACGCACCACAAAUUUGAAUGGUGUCAUGUGUGCCAAACUACUGGCAGCCAUACAUGAAUAUCGUCCCGAUCGUUCCGAUUUUAGGCAAACUCUUGCCUGGAUUACCGUACUCAAGGAGGGUCAUGUUCAUUUGGCCCAAUUGGAUUUGAAUUUGUGUGUUAAUGCUUUACCCCGCCUGGUGGAGAUUUUAAGUGGCGAUCUCUGGCUUUCGGAUCGAAGUGAAAUAAUUAAUGGUGUCUCAAAUGCCAUUAAGGAGCUGCUGUAUGAAUGUGUCAAGCCUGCCUGUGAGACAGAAGAAUUGGCCAACAUUUACCGAGUGGCCAUCACGAAAAUCAUUGCCUCCGUGCACAAAGUACUGAGUGCUCCCUUUGGUGAAGUUGCCAAAUAUGUGGUGCUGACCUUCUCCAUAAUCUUUGAGGUGUGCGGAAAAUAUUUCAGCAAAGAAUUAUCCCCAUCCCUGGUGGAGUUGGCCAAACGUUAUGAUACCCAAAGUGCAUUGCGUAUACAAAUUGAACACAGCAUUAUUGCGGCCAUUAAAUCAAUGGGUCCGGAGCAUGUUUUAAAAUCCAUACCCCUAACCAAUGCCAAGGGUGAUGUGGUAUUGGAAAAGUCAUGGCUUUUGCCAUUAUUGCGCGAGGGUGCCACAGGAGCUACAUUUAAAUUUUUUAAAGAAGUUAUUUUAGCCUUGGCCUUGGACUGCAAUGUCAAAUGGCAUAAAUUUGCCGAAGAAAAAGAUGUACCCAUGGCCCAUACCUAUGAAUUGUUGUGUUGCCAAUUAUGGGGUCUGUUUCCUGGUUUUUGUCGUGUACCCAGAGAUCCAGAAAACUUUAGACUGAUCGCCCCCACAUUGGGUAAUGCAUUGGAUAAUAAUCCUGAAUUUAGGGCUCCAAUAUUUGAUGGUCUCAUUGAGCUGAUACAAAAUGAGGAACAAACAGUGGUCCAUGAGCUCUUGGGAAAAUAUGCCAAAAACUUUUUGCCACGACUCUUUAAUAUCUAUACACAGAAGCCGAAUGGUACCUAUGAACAGGACUUGCGUAAGAAAUCAUUGGAAGUUAUUAAGCUCUAUUUGACCAAAACCCCUGGUGAUAUGCUCAAAGAACUCUAUGAAACAGCCUAUAAACAAUUGCAAGCCACCUCAGUGGGAACAUUUGAAUAUGAUUCGAUUUUUGAUAUAACAGCCGCCUUGGUUCUAUUCCAAACCUGUGAAGUGAUACGUGAAUUCUUUGAGAGCUAUAUUGUCCCAGUGCUAAUGAAAGCUGAAAAAUCCAAAUUGGUUACCAAGGAUGAACAGAAACUGAAGAAGCAACAACGCAAGACCUAUGAGUUAUUGCGUGAUAUUCUCACCUCAGAGGCUGCUUCAUGUCAAAAAUUCACAAGGAAAAAUUUGGUACCCUUGCAGAAGGUACUCAUUGAGGCCUUUACCACCAGUUGUGCUGUGUGUCAGGCAGCACGUUUGAAGUGCCUGAAAAUCCUCAUUGAAACCCGUAAAGGUCUCACCUAUAGCGAUAAAAUUGUCACCAAGACCCUGCCCGAAGCCAUACUCAAUUACAAAGAAUUUUCAACACGCAAAGAAAAUGUUUCAGAAGAAAUUCUUAAACUUAUUUUAAAUCUCUAUCAGGAGGCAGAAAAACUCAAUGAUUUUGUAGAUAUCUUAACUGCUGGCUUUGCUGGCGAUGAAUCGCUAAUCACCAAUACCAUAUUGGCAUUCCGUACAGUAUUGGCAACACAUGGCAAACAUUUAACUGUUAGUACAUUGGAAUUUAUUAUGGAACAGAUUGCGGUAUUUUUGGUACAAAAAUCCAGAUCUCAGGCAGAGGCCUCAGUGGCUUUCCUCAUCACAUUCAUUAAGGUUAUGCCCACACCAUUGGUGGCCAAUCAUUUGGAGACAAUUAUGAAAUCUCUUUCGGCCAUGGUCAAGGAUACCAAACGUUAUUGUCGCAUACAAAUCGGUUAUUUGUUGAAGAAACUCUGCAAACGAUUUACCGCGGAAGAUUUAAUUAAAUUUGUACCCGGUGAUGAUGAGGUGACACAUCGUCGCCUCAGAAAGAUUCGCAAGCAGCUGAGACGUGAUAAUCGUAAGAAACAAUCCGAAGAGGCUGGCAAAGACAGUGAUGAUGAGGCUUCGGAAGAAGAGUUUGUCAGUGGUCUGGAGAAGAAGAGUGUUACAAUUGAUGACAUUUUGGCUGACUCUGAUUCUGAUUUACCCGAAGAUAUGGAUGAAGAUGACACACCCGCCCAUGAUAAAUCGAAAUCGAAAAAAGAUCGCGACACCUAUAUACGUGAAGAUCCUGAGGAUAUUGUGGAUUUGGCAGAUAUAAAAUCAAUUGGAAAUGUUUUAACCAACCGCCCCUCAGUUGCCUCGGAGAAAUCUGGUAGCAGAACAAAAUCCAAAGAUCCCAAUCGUGGCUUUAAGGUCGCCGAAGAUGGCCGCCUUAUUAUCGAUGACAAAGCCUUACGUGGUGCUGGCGGUGACAGUGAUUCCGAUGAUGAUAGUGAUGAUGAUGACAUGGAUGAUGAAAUGGAUGGCUCAAAGACAGCGGUAAAACGUGGCAUGGAAGAAGAUUCCAGUGAUGAAGAAGAACUGGGCACUGCACCCAAUCGCAAACGUAAGGCUGGCGAUGCAAUGAGUAUGCGUUCGGGUAAAACAUCUGCCUCACGCUACACAGCCGGUGGCAAGGGUAUUCACAGGCCAUUGUCGGGUGGUGGCGGCAGUGAUGCUGUAUCCAUGAAAUCCGGUUAUUCCGCCAAAUCUGGUAAAUCCUCAAAAUCACAACACACUGGAUCGGAGUACUCACACAAAAAGGCCAAGGGUGAUAUGAAGAAGAAGGGUAAAUUAGAUCCAUAUGCUUAUAUACCAUUGAGCAGGAAUACGCUGAAUAAGAGGAAACGCGCCAAACAUGCUGGUACAUUUAAAAAUAUUGUUACGGCUGCCCGUAAAGGUGCCCUCAAGGGUGUUAAAAGUAAAGUCGCCAAGGCGUAUAAGAAAUAA
Musca vetustissima is the source of this 4174-nucleotide messenger RNA. Its product is annotated as RRP12-like protein. Lineage: Eukaryota; Metazoa; Arthropoda; Insecta; Diptera; Muscidae. The record is from RefSeq and is a predicted model, not a curated record.